Messenger RNA from Callithrix jacchus (white-tufted-ear marmoset), 2299 nucleotides. RefSeq names its product solute carrier family 22 member 10 (gene SLC22A10). The record is from RefSeq and is a predicted model, not a curated record. Gene Ontology annotation, cellular component: membrane. Gene Ontology annotation, biological process: transmembrane transport. Gene Ontology annotation, molecular function: transmembrane transporter activity. Lineage: Eukaryota; Metazoa; Chordata; Mammalia; Primates; Cebidae.
GCAUCUCUGCUAACCUCCUGAUCUCAAAAGAACUGAGGAAGCUGUUUCCACUAGGGCUCUGUUGUAGUAGUGACGUUGGGGCCCAUGGAUGAGAAAUUGAUGCAAGGAUUUGAUCAAGCUUAAUUUGAACUAAUAAAAGGAAAUAUUUUCUUCCUUUGAACUUAUAUUCGUAAAGCAGUUGUGCCUCCUCUUGGAGGUCACGUGUUCACAAUCAAUGGCCUUUGAGGAGCUCUUGAAUCAAGUUGGAGGCCUUGGGAGAUUUCAGAUCCUCCAUCUGGUUCUUAUUCUUCCGUCUUUCCUGGUACUAAUCCCUCAUAUACUGCUGGAGAACUUCACUGCAUUCAUUCCUGGUCAUCGCUGCUGGGUCCACAUCCUGGACAAUAAUACCGUAUUUGAUAAUGACACUGGAAUCUUCAGUGAGGAUGCCCUCCUGAGAAUCUCCAUCCCGCUGGACUCAAACCUGAGGCCAGAGAAGUGUCGUCGCUUUGUCCAUCCCCAGUGGCAGCUUCUUCACCUGAAUGAGACUAUGCACAACACAAGUGAAGCAGACACAGAGCGCUGUGUGGAUGGCUGGGUGUAUGACCGAAGCUACUUCCCUUCAAACAUUGUGACUAAGUGGGACAUGGUAUGUGAUUAUCAGUCACUGAAAUCAGUGGUUCAAUUCCUACUUCUGACUGGAAUGCUGGUUGGAGGCAUCAUAGGUGGCUAUUUCUCAGACAGGUUUGGGCGAAGAUUGGUUCUCAGAUGGUCUUUCCUUCAGCUUACCAUCGCUGACACCUGCACUGCCUUUGCCCCCACCUUCUCUGUUUACUGUUUACUACGCUUCUUGGCAGGCUUUUCUUCCAUGAACAUCAUAUCAAAUAAUAAUAUGCUCACUACCGAGUGGAUAAGGCCCCAGUCUAAAGCCCUGGUAGUAAUACUGUUAUCUGGUGCCCUUAGUGUUGGACAGAUAAUCCUGGGAGGCUUGGCUUAUGUCUUUCGAGACUGGCGAACCCUGCAUGUGGUGGUGUCUUUACCUUUCUUUGUCUUCUUUCUUUUCUCAAGGUGGCUGGUUGAAUCUGCUCAGUGGUUGAUAAUCACCAAUAAACUAGAUGAGGGCUUAAAAGCACUUAGGAAAGUUGCACGCACAAAUGGAAUGAAGAAUGCUGAAGAAACCCUGAACAUAGAUGUUGUGAGAUCUACCAUGCAGGAGGAACUGGAUGCAGCACAGAUCAAAACAACUGUGUGUGACUUGUUCCACCACCCCAGUAUGCGCAAAAGGAUCUGUAUCCUGUUAUUUAUGAGAUUUGCAAACACAGUAUCUUUUUAUGGUAUCAUGAUCAAUCUUCAGCAUGUGGGGAGCAAUAUUUUCCUGUUGCAGGUACUUUUUGGAGCUGUCACUCUCAUAUUCCGAGGUCUUGCUCUUUUCACACUAAAUCAUAUGGGCCGUCGAAUAAGCCAGAUAUUGUUCAUGUUCCUGGUGGGCCUUUCCAUUUUGGCCAACACGUUUGUGCCCAAAGAAAUGCAGGUCCUGCGUGUGGCUUUGGCAUGUGUGGGAAUCAGCUGUUCUGCUGCUGCUUUUUCCAGUCGUGCUGUUCACUUCAUUGAACUCAUCCCCACUGUUCUCAGGGCAAGAGCUUUAGGAAUCGAUUUAAUGACUAGUAGGAUUGGAGCAGCACUGGCUCCCCUCUUGAUGACCUUAACGGUAUUUGUUACCACUUUGCCAUGGAUCAUUUAUGGAGUUUUCCCCAUCAUUGCUGGUAUUGUUGUCUUCCUCCUACCGGAAACCAAGAAUCUGCCUCUGCCCGAUACCAUCAACGGUGUGGAAAAUCAGUGAAUCAAUCUUCUAGCCAUGUCCUGAGAGAAGCAGUGUACUCUAGAUCUGUGAUAAGAGAUGACAAACACCAUAUGUAUCCUUGGGGUUACUAUGAAAGCUUAGCCUUUCCUGAGCUACUUCCACUUGGGCCAUUGCCUUUCAUUAGCAGCAGGUCAGCUCUAUCCAUUCUGAAUUCCAACUCUAGAUUACAGAGACACCCUCACUGGUGGUUUUAGUGAUAAAGAGACAAAAGUGAACUAUGUUGUGAUGUCACAUACUACCUUUUCUCAUGAAAGAUACACACUCAUGAUGGUACCUAAUGAUUCUCGUACUCAUAGAGCUUGGGAUAUAGUGGGGAAAGAAACAAAAUAGUGAAGGAAGACUCUCACAAAGAGUAAAGAUUCUCCUUGAAAAGAUAAUAAAGAAGAUAAAUCUUGUCCAGCUGCCUGGGAAAUUCAGUCAGUCUUGCUGCCACAAGUAAUAGAAGGAUUUAGGAUAGAGAAA